GCAACUGGUUCAACCUGUGAAGAAACUAGGGCAAGAUAGGUAGCCGUACCUUAAAUAGCUGAGAGGCACACAAAAAUGGCGUUAGGGCUCUAACGAAAAACGAAGCCGGAUUAAAGGGCUGGGCCGCUGGAGCAAACUACUUAUCUUUGUACACACAGCACCAAGAGCAUGGAUCGGUACCAAAAGGUGGAGAAGCCAAAAAUCGAAACACCCAUUGACGAAAAUGAGAUUCGCAUCACAAGCCAAGGCAGGAUGAGGAGCUACAUCACCUAUGCCCUGACUUUGCUUCAGGAAAAAGGUUCAGAUGAUAUUGUAUUUAAGGCAAUGGGCAGAGCCAUCAACAAAACUGUCACAAUUGUGGAGUUAAUCAAGAGGAGAAUUGUUGGUCUUCACCAAAUCACAGUCAUUCAAUCCACCGACAUAACUGACACGUGGGAACCUCUUGAGGAAGGGCUCCAGACUUUGGAAACCACCAGGAAAGUCUCGAUGGUAACAAUCACUCUCUCGAAAAAGGAGCUAGACAAGACAAAUGUUGGGUACCAACCUCCGAUACCAGCUGACCAGAUGGGUCUCCUCCUGCCCGAGGAAGAGGUCGAGGUGGAAGAGGAAGGGGAAGGCCAAGACCCCAAUCUGGUAAUGGUUUUGCAUCUGGGGAGUAUGAAGAUGGAGGGUAUGAGAGAAAUCGUGGGUAUGGGAGGGGUGGUAGGGGAAGAGGUAGGGCCCGCAACUUCCGUGGGCGUGGGAGGGGAGGCUAUGGUGGUCCUCCUCCCCAGGUGGAAGAUGCUGCGGCCUACGAUCAAGAUGCACCUCGAGGACGUGGCCGUGGAAGGGGUUUUCGAGGCAGGGGUCGUGGAUUCAGAUCUAAUGGGCCAGUCCAAGCUGCUGCUUGAGUUGCUCAGGAUGCCGUUUGUAAUGAUUGUAGACUGA
Messenger RNA from Striga asiatica, 927 nucleotides. NCBI's taxonomy places the organism in Eukaryota, Viridiplantae, Streptophyta, Magnoliopsida, Lamiales, Orobanchaceae. The record is from the annotation of a GenBank genome assembly.